Molecule: messenger RNA, 282 nt
Organism: Apus apus (common swift)
Lineage: Eukaryota; Metazoa; Chordata; Aves; Apodiformes; Apodidae
Product: gallinacin-10-like
Exons: 2
Coding region: 88-282 (64 amino acids)
Biological process (GO): defense response to Gram-negative bacterium; defense response to Gram-positive bacterium; innate immune response in mucosa
Cellular component (GO): extracellular region
Molecular function (GO): CCR6 chemokine receptor binding
Source: RefSeq, a predicted model, not a curated record
ACCAGCCUCUGCCUCAAGCAAACUUCACCCUCCCUCAGUCUGUCAGGUACAUUGCAGGAGCACACAGUCCACAACCGACCAGCAACCAUGAGGAUCCUCUACCUGCUCUUCGCUGUUGUUCUCCUCCUCUUCCAGGCUGCUCCAGGCUCUGCAGAUCCUCUUUUUGCUGACACCAUGGAGUGCAAGAGCCAGGGGAACUUCUGCCGUGCUGGGGCAUGCCCACCCACCUUCACUGCCUCAGGGUCCUGCCACGGGGGGGUCCUGAAAUGCUGUUCAAAGUAA